Messenger RNA from Closterium sp. NIES-67, 1753 nucleotides. The record is from the annotation of a GenBank genome assembly. Lineage: Eukaryota; Viridiplantae; Streptophyta; Zygnematophyceae; Desmidiales; Closteriaceae.
GCUCCUCUGCACCCCGCCGCCACACCCACCUCUGCCCCCCGAUCCACGUUGACCCGCCCUCCGCCGUGGCAGCUGAAGCGGGCGAGUUCGGGUGGCGGCCAGCACGCAGCGUGCAUCGCGGCCAACACGCAGUGCUAUUGGCCGACUGUAGUGUGGCGUGACGGGCGCAGCGAGCGCGAGAGCGGGGCAGGCAUGGACGACGCUGUGCCCACGGGCGGGUGGACGGACGCCCAGGCCACGGGCGUGGCCGCGUCCAGCCGACAGGAGGGCACGGGCGACGGGCAGGCGUCGCAGUGCGACGGGCGACGGCUGCGAUUCUUCGACCAUGCGAUGCGCAAGGCGUGCUGGGAGAAGGCGGACGUCGUUCCUGGCCGCCACCCGGACAGGUGGCGCGUGGAUGCGGCGGGCAACACGGUGGCGCGGCGCUUCAACGCGUGCCAGGGGUGCCUGUGCUACGAGUUCGACCACAUCGUGCCCUACUCCAAGGGUGGGGCGACAUCGGUGGAGAACUGCCAGCUGCUGCAGACGCGGGUGAACCGCUUCAAGUCCGACAAGGACCAGCUGUCGCCGCAGGAGUACUCGCACGCCUCCUGCCACCUCACGCUCACUGAGCGCGACCUGGACCUGGUGGAGAUGGCGGUGUACGGCGACGUGGUGCGCCCGGGCCUGCAGUGCCGCGUCACCACCGUCGCCGAGGCCCUGGGCGUGCUGCCCGCGCCCAUGCACCGCCGCCGCCACAGCAAACCGCAGCACCAGUAUGGCGCCUGCCAGUGGGCGGACGCGGGCAGCGAGCAGGGGAGCGCGCCGUGACGGGGCAGCCAGGCAGCCACACAAUGUGAGCUGGCAGCAGUGCGUGGUGGGGUGUGCGGCAGUAGGAGGGGUGAGAGGAAGUGUUCGCAAGGGAGAUGUCUGCGGCGUGCAGCCACUGCGUGCACGUGCAUCCCCUUGAUAUGCCCGCAGUGAGUACCAGUAUGAGAGGCAUGUGGCGCUCCAGCGGUGCGUGUGUGCACUGGGGGGCAAUGGGAAGGUGGGUGGGUCCGUUGGCAGCGAUGCUGGCAUUGCACGGAAGCCCAACACUCACGGUGCCAACGAUCCUCACAGCGUGCUUUACAUGCAGUUCCCUGGGAAGGAGCUUGGACUGCCUCUCUUUUGUAGAGUGUUCUCUGCCUGAGGCGGGAGGCGGAGGGCUCUAUGAGGCUCUAUCCCUCUCUAUUCCCUGUAUCACUCCUCCCUGCAAUCCUAUCCCCUGGAUCCGAUCCGCCAUAUCCCCCAUAUCUCUGUCCCAAUAACCAGUUCCCUGCUGCUCACUCUCCUUACCCUGGAGGAGCAUCCCUCACUGCCAUGCCCCACAGCCCGCGCCAGCUCGUAUCCUCUGCCAUAUCAUGUUCACAAUCCCUGUUCUGCUGCUGCUCACUCUGCAGUGCUGCACCUCCCCUGGCUGCCAUUCUGGGAGUGCAUGGCUGCAUGGCUUCCUCUCAGUGCAUCCUCACUAUGGGAAACGCCAGAAGCUGGGGCUGCAGGCACGCAGCUUCCAUGCAUCCUUUUUCGGGGCAGUAUCCUUGGUUUUCUAAUUGACUCAAAGGGUGAAUGGAGCCACACUGUACCACAUGGCUGGAUUAUACAAAUGGGCUUCAGUUAACCGCUAAGCAGAACCUUGAGGUUUAGGGCAAACAUCACAUGAUAAUGACCAAGUGACUGUCUGACGAGCCACAUUGCUGACUGACCAACCACGGUGUGGGUUAGGCGCAAUCUA